Microdochium trichocladiopsis is the source of this 531-nucleotide messenger RNA. RefSeq names its product cardiolipin synthase-like protein. Lineage: Eukaryota; Fungi; Ascomycota; Sordariomycetes; Xylariales; Microdochiaceae. The record is from RefSeq and is a predicted model, not a curated record. The annotation marks the transcript as partial. The transcript is spliced from 2 exons. Gene Ontology annotation, biological process: cardiolipin biosynthetic process. Gene Ontology annotation, molecular function: cardiolipin synthase activity. Gene Ontology annotation, cellular component: mitochondrion; membrane.
CCCUCCUUGACAAAGCAUGAGAACAUCUACACGAUUCCAAACAUAUUGACGUUCUCCCGCUUCAUCAUCGCCCCUGCCAUUGGCUAUGCCAUUGUCCACGAUGCGCAUGCCUGGGCCCUGGGCAUGUUCGCGUAUGCCGGCAUCUCAGAUCUGCUCGAUGGCUGGAUCGCCCGGCGCUGGAAGCUGCAGACCGUGGUCGGCAGCGUCGUUGAUCCAAUGGCCGAUAAGCUGCUCAUGACCAUCCUAACCGUCUCUCUUGCCGUGCAGGGCUCACUACCUGUGUGGCUUGCCACCAUCAUUCUGGGCCGAGACGUCGGCCUUGCCAUUUCUGCCAUCUACUACCGCUACAUAUCCCUUCCGCCGCCCAAGACUUUUAUGCGUUACUGGGACUUCUCGCUACCGUCGGCCGAGGUCCGGCCUACGACGAUCAGCAAGUACAACACGUUCCUCCAGCUCGGCCUGAUGGGGGCCACAAUGGUGACACCUUUUGUCGGCACGGAUGUAACUCUGGCCAUGACGGCGUUGCAGUAA